CUGGAAUUUUUCUAACUGGACGAGUGUGAAGAAAUUCCAAUCGGAACCAAAGAAAAACAAGUGAAAGCCAUUUGUCAAAACUAUCGCAAAAACAAAAAAAACAAGACAAAAUGUCCAUGAGUGCAGCUCAAGCUCAAAGGGAGCACGUCCUAGCCGUCUCCAGAGAUUUCAUUUCCCAACCAAGAUUGACCUACAAGACUGUGUCUGGUGUCAACGGUCCCCUGGUCAUUUUGGAUGAAGUGAAAUUCCCCAAAUUCGCCGAAAUUGUCCAAUUGCGUUUGGCUGAUGGCACCGUACGUUCCGGUCAAGUUUUGGAAGUCAGCGGCUCCAAGGCUGUUGUCCAAGUAUUCGAGGGUACUUCCGGUAUUGAUGCCAAGAACACACUGUGUGAAUUCACUGGUGACAUUUUGCGUACCCCCGUAUCUGAAGAUAUGUUGGGUCGUGUAUUCAACGGUUCCGGCAAACCCAUCGACAAGGGUCCCCCAAUUUUGGCUGAAGAUUUCUUGGAUAUCCAAGGUCAACCCAUCAACCCCUGGUCUCGUAUCUAUCCCGAAGAAAUGAUCCAAACCGGUAUCUCUGCCAUCGAUGUGAUGAACUCCAUUGCUCGUGGUCAAAAGAUUCCCAUUUUCUCAGCUGCUGGUUUGCCCCACAACGAAAUUGCCGCCCAAAUUUGUCGUCAAGCCGGUUUGGUCAAGGUACCCGGCAAAUCUGUUUUGGAUGAUCAUGAGGAUAACUUCGCCAUUGUUUUCGCCGCUAUGGGUGUCAACAUGGAAACUGCUCGUUUCUUCAAACAAGAUUUCGAAGAGAAUGGCUCCAUGGAAAAUGUGUGCUUGUUCUUGAAUUUGGCCAACGAUCCCACCAUUGAACGUAUCAUUACACCACGUUUGGCUUUGACCGCUGCCGAAUUCUUGGCCUACCAAUGCGAGAAACACGUCUUGGUCAUCUUGACCGAUAUGUCUUCGUAUGCUGAAGCUUUGCGUGAAGUAUCCGCCGCCCGUGAAGAAGUACCCGGUCGUCGUGGUUUCCCCGGUUAUAUGUACACUGAUUUGGCUACCAUCUAUGAACGUGCCGGUCGUGUUGAGGGUCGUAACGGUUCCAUCACACAAAUUCCCAUUCUUACUAUGCCUAACGAUGAUAUUACCCAUCCAAUUCCUGAUUUGACUGGUUAUAUUACCGAAGGUCAAAUCUACGUCGAUCGUCAAUUGCACAACAGACAAAUCUAUCCUCCAGUUAACGUAUUGCCAUCUUUGUCACGUUUGAUGAAAUCUGCCAUCGGUGAGGGUAUGACACGUAAGGAUCACUCUGAUGUAUCCAAUCAAUUGUAUGCCUGUUAUGCCAUCGGUAAGGAUGUACAAGCUAUGAAGGCUGUCGUCGGUGAAGAAGCUUUGACUCCUGAUGAUUUGUUGUAUUUGGAAUUCUUGACCAAAUUCGAAAAGAACUUCAUUUCACAGGGUAACUACGAAAACCGUACCGUCUUCGAAUCUUUGGACAUUGGCUGGCAAUUGUUGCGUAUCUUCCCCAAGGAAAUGUUGAAACGUAUUCCAGCUUCCAUUUUGGCUGAAUUCUAUCCUAGAGAUUCGCGUCAUUAAAUUCGUUGUUCGUUUU
Messenger RNA from Musca vetustissima, 1605 nucleotides. RefSeq names its product V-type proton ATPase subunit B (gene Vha55). The transcript is spliced from 3 exons. Gene Ontology annotation, cellular component: proton-transporting V-type ATPase, V1 domain. Gene Ontology annotation, molecular function: proton-transporting ATPase activity, rotational mechanism; ATP binding. Gene Ontology annotation, biological process: ATP metabolic process; proton transmembrane transport. The coding region runs from base 111 to 1589 and encodes 492 amino acids. The record is from RefSeq and is a predicted model, not a curated record. NCBI's taxonomy places the organism in Eukaryota, Metazoa, Arthropoda, Insecta, Diptera, Muscidae.